AAAAAGGAAUUAAAAAUCAAGCUGAAACAGCUAGUGAUAAUAAAGAAAUAGAUGGUAAAAAAAAUAGUAAAAACAAUGAAGAAAAAGACAGUGAAAAGGAAAAUAGUGGAGAGGAAAAUAGUAAAGAAGAAGACAGUGAAGAAAAUAAUAAAGAAGACAAUAAAGAUAAUAAAGCAGUCAAUUAUGAUAAUAAAGAUAAUAAUACAUAUGAAGGCCCUUUUGUGUAUAUUGAUUAUUAUAGAGAAAUGAGAAUGCCAAUACUAUUCAAUAUUGGAAUCAGUUAUUACAAUACAUUUGGACAAUAG
Molecule: messenger RNA, 305 nt
Organism: Cetraspora pellucida
Lineage: Eukaryota; Fungi; Glomeromycota; Glomeromycetes; Diversisporales; Gigasporaceae
Source: the annotation of a GenBank genome assembly